Molecule: messenger RNA, 925 nt
Organism: Nyctereutes procyonoides (raccoon dog)
Lineage: Eukaryota; Metazoa; Chordata; Mammalia; Carnivora; Canidae
Product: myosin heavy chain IB-like
Exons: 4
Coding region: 1-792 (263 amino acids)
Source: RefSeq, a predicted model, not a curated record
AUGACGAUCACGACCGCCGCCCCCGGGCUGCCCCCGCCCGCCCGCCUUCCGCCCUGUGGCCCGGGAUCCCUGCGAGCGGACCCCCGAGGGCCCGGGGGGCGCGGUCCGCGCGGCGCGGCUGAGGUCACAGGGGCGGGGGGGGCCCGGGGCGUCGGUUCUGCGGCGGCCCUGGGUGGGGGCGCGCGGCCGGGCUGCAGCCGGGGGGGAGCCGGGCCCGGGCGGGGGAGCCGGGGAGGGGGCGGGGGGCCGGGGCCGGGCCCGGGGAGGCGGAGGCGAGAGGCGGAGAGGGAGGGGGAGGGGCGCCGGCUGCCGGCGGGUCCCGCUGCCCCGGACCCGGGAGGACGAGGGCGGCCGGGAGCCGUGGCCGGACGCGCCCCCGGGGGAGGAGCCGGCGCCGCGGCGGAAGCCCGGGCAGCGCCGCCGUCGGAGCCCCGCGGGGUCCCGGCCCGGAGCGCAGGGCGGCGGCCGCAGACUCAGGACUGGGUGUGUGAGCCUCCGGAGAGCAAGCGCCCGACCCGCCACUGGAGCCUCAGCAUCGAGGAGCGCCGGCAGCUGGCCAUGCAGGGCGGCUGGGAGGAGCCCGGCACCGCGGGGACCCCCACCCACAGACGGGACAUCAGGCAGCUCGUGGCCCGGCUGGUGUCCGAGGACGUGGACAGGGACGUGCUCCUCCCCCACCCGCUGAGGUCCUCCGAGGCCGCCCUCGCCUUCCACGCCUUCCUGGCCCGGAGCGCGCCUUUCUGGCAGAGGGUGACCUGGGCCGCGCAGGUCUCCAGGUCCCCGCCCUCCUAAGAGCCACUCAGCCUGUGUCCGGCUUCCAGCGCUUUCCUUGGGGUCCUGGGGUCGGCGGCUGAGGCCUCCUGACCUCCCGCGGGGCCUGGGAGCCCAGGGACGAGGAAACAGGUCCCAGGUCCGGGAGGGCACC